AUGGUCCGGACCAACCCAAUCCUACCAUCACCUUUGAAUCCUCGGCCAGACCUGAGGCGCGUUAACAAGCUGGGCUCACCGUCAAUCGCCGGCAAGUUACCUUCCAAGCCCACAAACACUCCAAAGUUCGCCGACAAGUGCAGUCGACCGAGGUGCUUGGGCUGCCAUUUUUCCAAGGUCAAGGGAGCCCAAAAGCUCAGAUCAUCAUUGAUCACUAUGCAAAUCGUGGAUGAAGCCGGCUUAAGAAUUUCCGACUGUUCUGCCAGGGACGUUCUGUGUUGGAAUUUACAAUCUUACCUUGAAGCUUUGGAAUUAAAAUCAAGGGAAGCCAAGUGCAAGUCUCAUUCUGCGCAAGUAACCAGCUGA
This is a messenger RNA of Fraxinus pennsylvanica, 366 nucleotides long. The record is from the annotation of a GenBank genome assembly. Lineage: Eukaryota; Viridiplantae; Streptophyta; Magnoliopsida; Lamiales; Oleaceae.